CUCACAACUUACAACUCGCAACUAAACAGCGGGUAUCUUAGCUAGACGACCAGACGAACCGCGAUGUCCGAGAUCAUUUAACACGAUAUUUUCGGUCAAAUCACCAUCCGAUAGCGUUGAGAUACCUCAGCGCAUCUACCAAAGAUGCAUAUACCGGUGCAGACGCUGUCAAUCGCGGUACUGCUAGCUCUACCAGCAGCCGUGCGCGCCGUCUUCAAGGACGAAGUCGGCCACAUCGACUACCACCACGAGCUCCUCGGCGUGCCCCAACGCGAAACCACAUUCUUCCACCGCCCUAGACCGCAAGAGAAAGCGAGCUUACUAUACACCCUCAGCGACCUAGGCGUCCUCGGCGCCGUCAACCCGGGCAAUGGCGCCGUCGUGUGGCGGCAGCUGCUAAGCAAUAAUAUCACGAACGGAGGAGGCCAUCUCCGAGCCGGAGAGGACGAGACGUGGCUUGCUAGCGCGCUAGGCAGCUCUGUGCAUGCCUGGGACGCUAUCAGCGGACGUAAUGUGUGGACGUUGGAUUUCGGGGGCGAGGUUAAGGACUUGGAGGUCAUGGAGAUGACGGCGAAUAACCACAAGGAUGUUCUAGCACUACACCAAGAAGACGGUGCAACUGUCACGCGGAGAAUAGAUGGGACGGAGGGACGCGUGGUUUGGGAGUUCAGGGAGGUCACGGGCGAUGUGCCCCUGCAGGUCAGCACGAAUCUCGAGAAGGUGUUUGUUGUUACUCUACACGGAUCGCUGCUCUCGUAUAACCUAAAGGUGCUUGUCCUGGAUACCUUGACUGGGAAGAAACUCGACGAGAUCGUUAUCGGCACGAAAGGCGAGGUGCAGAAGCCGGAAGACGUGCAGUUCGUCGGCGCCAAUUCCGCUGCCCCGGUUGUUGCUUGGACGGACAAUACCCUGACGAAGCUCAAGGUCAAUGUUCUUGGGUCUAAGAACAGGCAGGAAUUUCCUCUUAUACCUGAUGCUGUGGGCGUGGAGGUUCAUGCCCCGCAUACGACGCGCUCGUCGCCGCAUUUCCUCGUGCAUACCCGCACUGCGAAGGGGAGUAAGGCGGAUGUGUUCCACGUCGAUCUUAAGAGUAAUGCUAUUACUAAGGCUUACGACUUGCCGUUGCUUGAGGGGGGAAGCGCUUUCUCUACUAGUUCGUCUGAUGCGAAUGUCUACUUUACUCGGGUUACUGCCGAUGAGGUUAUCGUCACCUCAUCUGUUUCUCACGGCAUCUUAGGCCGUUGGCCUUUGAAAUCUACGGCGGAGAAGCUUAUUGCUGUGCAUUGUGUCUCUGAGGUUAUUAAGAAGGCGGAGGAUAACUACGCUGUGAGAUCAGUUGUUGUCACGGAUGCCGAUGAUUGGUCUCAGAUCGUCAAUGGUGAUGUAUCCUGGACUCGACCUGAAGGUUUGAGUGGCGCUGUUGCUGCUACGUGGGCGGAGAUUCCCGAGUCGGAAGAUUUAGCGAAGACUUUGGAAGCUGAGGCGCACACCGACCCCUGGUCUGCUUUUGUUCACCGGUUGACUCGUCAUAUCGACGAAUUGCAGUACUUGCCCGCGUUCUUGCAGACUAUUCCCCAACGGCUUUUCGCUAGCAUUCUCGGCUCGGAGACUUCCGCGUUUAGUGGUACACUUUCGCGCGACAGCUUUGGGUUCAACAAGCUUGUUGUUCUAGCGACGAAGCGUGGUAAGCUGUAUGGUCUUGAUGCUGGAAACCAUGGACGGAUUGUCUGGUCCAAGUCGGCGAACGAAACGCCUGGGAGCAAGCCUUGGGAUGUCAAGGCUAUCUAUGCCGAUGAUGCAAAGGGACUUGUCACCGUCCGCGGUGCUCAGGGCGAAUUCAUCAUUGUCAAGUCGGAUACUGGGAAGACUAUUGAGUCGUUACCAGUUGGCUUAUUCCCAUCGGUUGAGAGUGCUGUUCUAGUGGAUAGCGAUGCUGGUCCUUGGCUGUUGCCUAUCGGCGAAGGUGGAAAGAUUGCUGAGGUGCAGAGUUCGUUCGCCCCUAAGGAGACUGUUGUUACGAGAACAAGUGAUGGUGGAAUCAGAGGUGUGAAGUUUGUCUCGAAGGGCGAGCUAGCUGUCGAGGUCCCAACAUGGAUUUUCACACCCCCUACUGGACAGAAAAUUGUCGAAGUGGCGAGUCGUUCUGAACACGACCCGAUUGCAUCGAUUGGCCGAGUGCUAGGAGAUCGUACUGUCAAAUACAAGUACUUGAACCCGAACACUCUUGUAGUUGCCGCAAUUGACGAACAGGCAACUUCGCUUACGGUCUACCUCCUAGAUACAGUAUCCGGACAAGUCCUAACCUCAUCAACAUACGAAGGCGUCGACCCAACGAAAGACAUCACCUGCGCCGUAGCCGAGAACUGGUUCCUCUGCUCGUUCUUCGGCCAAUACAAACUCCGCGACGCGCAACCACAGCAACUUAAAGGCUACCAAAUCGUCGUAUCCGACCUCUACGAAUCAGACGAAGCCAACAACCGCGGGCCCCUCGGCGACGCAGUUAACUUCUCGUCCCUAGACCCGGUCGAUACACCCACAGGCCCAUACCUCCCCUCCGUCGUAUCCAAGACAUUUAUCCUAUCCAGCCCCAUCACCUCUCUCGCCGUAACCAAAACCCGCCAGGGCAUCACGAGCAGACAGCUCCUAGCCUACCUCCCCGAAUCCCGCUCCAUCGUCGGCAUCCCCCGCCUCGCCCUCGAGCCCCGCCGUCCCGUAGGCCGCGACCCAACACCCGCGGAAAUGGAAGAGGGGUUGUCGAAGUACUUCCCCGCCAUUGAACUUAACCCACAGAUGCAGAUUACACACCAGAGAGAAGUGCUAGGUGUAAAGGAAAUUAUCACCACGCCUGCGGCUCUGGAGAGCACGUGCUUGGUUUUUGCCUACGGCGUGGAUGUGUUUGGGACUAGGGUCGCGCCGAGUCUCGCUUUCGAUGUCUUAGGGAAGGGGUUUAAUAAGCUGGCGUUGCUGGGCACGGUGGUGGCGCUUGUGUUGGGGGUUGGGGGGUUGAGGGGUUUGGUUCGCAAGAAGCAGAUCGAUGCAAGGUGGAAGAUGUAAAUCACCGUCGCGAUUAUGAUAGGGUUAAAUAUCGAGCGGGGGUAAAUAGGUACCUACCAGUUAGAUUUCGCCUAGGAAUCGGAAAAGGGGUAUGAGAAAUAGAUAGCAGGGGAAGGAGAUAUGACUGG
Annulohypoxylon maeteangense is the source of this 3182-nucleotide messenger RNA. RefSeq names its product DUF1620-domain-containing protein. Gene Ontology annotation, biological process: protein folding in endoplasmic reticulum. The transcript has 2 exons. Gene Ontology annotation, molecular function: protein binding. Lineage: Eukaryota; Fungi; Ascomycota; Sordariomycetes; Xylariales; Hypoxylaceae. Bases 145 to 3054 code for a protein of 969 amino acids. The record is from RefSeq and is a predicted model, not a curated record. Gene Ontology annotation, cellular component: EMC complex.